Beauveria bassiana ARSEF 2860 is the source of this 1308-nucleotide messenger RNA. RefSeq names its product WD repeat domain-containing protein jip5. The coding region runs from base 1 to 1308 and encodes 435 amino acids. The record is from RefSeq and is a predicted model, not a curated record. Gene Ontology annotation, molecular function: protein binding. The transcript is spliced from 2 exons. Lineage: Eukaryota; Fungi; Ascomycota; Sordariomycetes; Hypocreales; Cordycipitaceae.
AUGUUUGAGAACCUCUGCACGCUGCCGCUUCAAGCGGAGGUGUUUGCGACAGCACUGCACCCUUCGGAGCCGUUGCUUACAGUCGGCCUCUCCAAUGGCCACGUGCAGACAUUCCGCUUGCCACCUAGCUCUUCUUCUGAUGAGAGCGUCGACGGAGACACCAGCGUGCUGAGCGAUGGGAAAGGAUAUCUGGAGACGACGUGGGAAACUAGGCGGCACAAAGGGAGCUGCCGCUGUUUGGCAUACUCCCACGAUGGCAGCGCCAUGUACUCGGCAGGUACGGACGCGAUUGUCAAGUAUUUCGACCCCGAAAACGGCAAAGUCAUUUCCAAAAUGGCAAUUCCGACCACAAGCACACAGCCCGAUGCGCCGACACUAUUACACGUAUUAAACCCCCAAAGCUUGCUGUUGGGAACCGACUCUGGCGCUCUACACAUUGUAGAUCUUCGAGACGGUCGUCCUGGCAAGAAGCCAGCACAGACUCACUUCCCCCACGCCGACUACGUGUCGUCCAUCACACCUCUGCCACCGACAGAGGAGAGCACGAGCGGGUUCUCCAAACAGUGGGUCAGCACGGGAGGCACCACGUUGGCUGUGACCGAUGUACGUCGCGGCGUCCUCGUUCGGAGUGAGGACCAAGAGGAUGAGCUCUUGGACGCCUGCUUUGUGCACGGUCUGGGGCCGAAGAAGAUGAGAGGCAACGGAAUGGUGGCGAUUGGCUCAGGCUCGGGCAUCCUGACACUGUGGGAUAAAGGUGCCUGGGACGACCAGCAAGAACGCAUCAUUGUUGAUGGGGGCAAGGGCGGAGGCGAGAGCAUCGACUGCGUUGUGGCUGUUCCCAAGGACCUCGGCCUCGGACAAAAGGUUGUCUGCGGUGUCGGUGAUGGUAGCCUGCGCGUGGUGGAUCUCCUGAGCCGCGAGGUUGACCGUUCGUUGAAUCUGAGGCACGAUGAUUUUGACGCCGUGGUCUCGCUAUCCUUUGAUUGCCAAAACCGACUUAUUAGUGCUGGUGGCCGCACCGUCAAAGUCUGGGAGGAGUUAUCCGAGCUGCAGGCUAGCCAGAACCAAGACGAAGAAGAAGAAGAAGUAGAUGAAGAGAAUGAUGAUGAUGAGGUGGAGAACAAGGCCCGAAACUCGAAACGGCCGGCUGAAAGCGAUAGCGAUGAGGACGACGACGACGACGACGAUAGCGACGACGAUGGCGUCGAGGAGAUGAAGCAACGCGCAAAGCGACGCAAGGAGAUGAAGAAGAGCAAGCUUGGACCCAUGGGCGCGCAUGGCAUCAUGGGCUUCAGCGAAUUGGACUAG